This is a messenger RNA of Chionomys nivalis (European snow vole), 1203 nucleotides long. RefSeq names its product probable bifunctional dTTP/UTP pyrophosphatase/methyltransferase protein. The transcript is spliced from 8 exons. The record is from RefSeq and is a predicted model, not a curated record. The coding region runs from base 251 to 1006 and encodes 251 amino acids. Gene Ontology annotation, molecular function: nucleoside triphosphate diphosphatase activity. NCBI's taxonomy places the organism in Eukaryota, Metazoa, Chordata, Mammalia, Rodentia, Cricetidae.
GCCCCCUGACCCGGAAGCGCUCGUGCGGGUGGGAAUUUCAGGUGCAGGCGGCUGCCGGGUUUUUACCGGAAUCCCGCGUGUACGGAGACCGCGCGCUCUCGUCCGUACGGAAGCUCCCUGAUGGGGGCCGCCAUGUUUUAACCGUAUUCCUCGCCUCCGCGUUCUCGCGUACGCCCGUACGGCAGCGGCCGGGGAAAGGGCCCGGAAGCUCGCCCGCCCCGCGCACCGGAAGUGCCGUACGGGCGCGGCCAUGGCGCUGACCCCGGUGCUGCGGCGGCUCCGCGGACGGCGGGUGGUUCUGGCGAGCGCGUCCCCGCGGAGGCGGGAAAUCCUGGGCUACACGGGCCUCCGGUUCGAGGUCGUGCCCUCCCGGUUCCCCGAGACCCUUGACCCCGCCGCCUUCGCGACCCCGCACGGCUACGCCGCGGAGAACGCGCGGCGUAAGGCGCUGGAGGUGGCGCUGCGGCUGCGCGAGAAAGACCAGCGGACCCCGGAUGUCGUCAUCGGGGCGGACACCGUGGUGGUCGUGGCCGGGCAGAUCCUGGAGAAGCCGCGGGACAAGGAGGACGCCUUCCGGAUGCUGCGCCGGCUGAGCGGGCGCGAGCACAGCGUCAUCACGGCCGUGGCCAUCGUCCUCUUCUCGCCGCCCGGUGACCCCGGGGCCCCGCCCCCCGACCCGGAAGUGACCUCGUUCCACGAGGAGACGCGGGUGACGUUCUCGGCGCUGACGGACGAGCUGCUGCGCGACUACGUGGACAGCGGGGAGCCCAUGGACAAGGCCGGCGGGUACGCGCUGCAGGCGCUGGGCGCGAUGCUGGUGGAGCGCGCGGAGGGCGACUUCCUGGGCGCCGUGGGCUUCCCGCUCAACCGCUUCUGCCGCGAGCUGCAGGCCGCGCUGGGGCCGGGGGUGACGUCAGCACCCGCCGCCGCGGAGGAGGGCGGGGCCGGCGGCGCGGACGGGCCCCGCCCACCUCCGGCCACAGAGAAUCCUGGGAUCGACCUCUGACCUCCGGCCCCCUGACCCCGGGGUUCGCGCCUGUGACGUCAUGGACUCCGUGACCCCGGGACCUGUGACCCCGCGGUCGCCAUCAUUAAAGACUGGAUCGGUGUCCCGUGACCCCGACCCCCCGUGACCCCGCGACCUGAGCUCGUGUUUUUUGAUUUAUCAGAAGUUUGGGGAAAAUAAAUCCUCGCGUCCCGGUU